Molecule: messenger RNA, 2112 nt
Organism: Colletotrichum truncatum
Lineage: Eukaryota; Fungi; Ascomycota; Sordariomycetes; Glomerellales; Glomerellaceae
Source: RefSeq, a predicted model, not a curated record
AUGUUCAAGGGUCGGCAAACAGAGGCCGACGAAAUGGCCUCACAUCCACCGCCGCCGCCCUCAGCAUCAUCCCAUCCAUUGGUAGACCCUGUAGACCUGCCAAGCCAAUCCACCUACAGCUACUCAAGCCAGUCGUCGCUGGGACAUGAGCCAGAAAUGGUGGAGUCGCACGAAGAAGAACAGCCAACGGAGAGUCACCUCCUGGCAGACAUGGCUACUAAGGAGAAGCCCAUCGAGGAAAAGGGGUUUGCAGAAAUGGGGCAUAAAGAUAUCGAGGUAAAGGACCUGGGAUGGAAUACACCACCUAGGAACGUUGCUCAGCCUAUGGUUGGCGGGUUGACAAACGAGGAGCUCUGGGUACUUGUCCGGCGGUUUGAUAAACAAAUCUUCCACGUGAAAUCGAUUCCAGAAGCACCAUUGGCCUCACUCGACCUAAACAUUGCCGACGAGGAAGAGUUUUCGCCUGACAAGCUCAGAGCUCAUAUUGAGCGCUUGUAUAUGACAGUUAUCGUUGGCCUGUUCUCUUUUUGGAAGCACAUUGUCCGCAUCCGAUCAUGGCGCGAGUGGAAGCGCACUUCAACCUUCCUCUCUGUCUAUACCAUCGCGUGGAUCUUUGACUUUGUUGUCCCCGUUCUUGUUAGCUUCCUUAUCGUUCUUGUUCUAGUUCCCGAAGCGCGCACCUUCUGUUUCCCUCCAGCCCCUGCAUCCCUUAUCGACAGCAGGACUGGCGGCGUCAAAAAACCUUCAUCAGGCGUCCUCGCGUCUGAAGACUCAAUCACGGGUGCCCCCGAGAAGCACGCCGGCGAAGCCGUGGAACAGGAGGCGCACAGCUUCGUGAAUAGCAUUUCCUCGCUGAUCGUUAGCACCGCAGCGGGGAAGCACCCUCAAGGCGACCCUCACAAUGACACCGCUGCUCCGGACCCUACUAAUGUUGCUGAAGAUGUUGUCAAUGCCAAGGAUAAGACUCAUGGAGAUGAGCCCAGCUCUCACCACGACAAGACCAAGAAGCCCGUCUCUGAGACUGUCUGGACCCAGGCUAGACCUGUCAUGCACGGCAUUGCGGACUUUGUGGAUACCUGGGAGCGAUUUGGAAACGCCCUUAGCCCGACACCACCCUUUCCCCAGCAACGACCCCGACUCAUUCUGGCCAGCGUACUCCUUCCCAUGCUCCUCGGAUCGCUCUUCACCACAUCCUACAUGUUGGUAAAAGGAACCGGAUUCAUCGUCGGCUUCACCAUCUUCGGCGACCCAUUGAUCCAAAGAGGCCUGGUGUUCAUCAACCGUACCUACCCUCGAUGGAAAAAAUAUGUUGAAUUGCGAAACACCCUACUUAAGGGCAUACCCACCAAUGCCCAGCUUACGAUCACGCUCUUGCGCAUCGGAGAGCGGAAUAAGGCACCUCUACCGCCGCCACCAACGUCUACUACACCACCAUCUGAUCAGCCCCAUCCGACGGCGGGCGAAGGUCUUGAACACCUCGGUGAGAAAUCCUAUAGUACCGCGAAGUCUGCACGGCUUACAAACUUACAAGGUGUCGAUCAAGAGGAAAUAGAUGAGGCCAUUCAACCGGACGAAGCUGCCCUUGCCCCUGCGGAGUCCAACACGGAAGAGCACAAACAAAAGAAGGGCCACAGAAUCUUGAACUUUAUCAAGAGCACUGCGAAAGGCGGCAUCAACACAACUCUUGCAGCCGAUAAGGUAAAGGCUAAAGCGGGCGCCAAACACGCAAAAGACAGGCUCGGGGUUGUCAAGAAACAACCCGAUCCCGACAAAGGACCAAUCAGCUUCCCAGCUCGAUACAAGGGUAAAAGAGGUCAUGCCUUUAUUACAGCCACGGCCACAACGCCUGCUAUAAGCUGGACGACAGAAUCAGAUGACGUGAAGCCAAUAUGGUCUGUCACGAUCGGUGAUAUUGCGGAAAUACGCAAAGUCGGUGGCCUUGGAUGGAAGUCAAAGAUUUUUGUCGGUUGGGCAACAGAUCGUGAGAUUGCGGAUGGCCUCAUCAUCACCGAUACUCUUGGCAAGGAGUACCAUCUGACUGCAAUCCUGGAACGAGAUGAGCUAUUCAACCGGCUAGUCGCCAUGGGGUCGCAGAUGUGGGAGGCUUGGUAG